GAGUGUGUGUGAGUGUGUGUGUGAGUGUGAGUGUCUGUGUGUGUGUGAGAGAGAGUGAGUGUGUGUGUGUGUGUGUGUGUGUGUGUGUGACUUGUAUAAAAGUCUCUUCUCACUGAACCUCACUCAGACUUCAGAGAGCAGAGAGUUCUUGUUUCAGUUCCUCUUCUUCUCUUUUAUUAUUAUUAAUAUCCAUAGUAUUAAUUUCCUUGAAGAUAUUUCUGAAAGAAAGAAAGUGAAGUUAGUUGCUUCUUCCGUCCGGACCUCCACGAUGUUCCCCUGCAGCGCGCUGCCGCCGCCUCUCUACCCGGGCCUGCUGCCUCGUCCCCCCGCGGCGCUCUCCCUGCGCCCGGGCUUCCUGGUGGAGGACCUCCUCCGCCUGGGUCAGCCCGUCAGCUACGACCUCCAGCCCCGGACCCUCUCCUCCGGGGGCCCGGGGGCCGCUCUCCCGCUCGGCCCCCGGGUCCCGGGCCCCUGCGGCUCCCCGCGGACCGCCUGCCCGGACCCGGGCUACCUGAAGUUCGGCGUCAACGCGAUCCUGGCCCCGUCCACACGGAGCGUCCAGAGUUUUCAGAACAAGUCUUUCCCUCUGCCGUUCUUCGACGGAGCUCUUCAUCCGUUCAUCAGGGCCACGUACUUCACAGCCUCCUCCUCUGUGAUUCCCGUCCCGGGAACCUUCUCGUGGCCGCUGGCCCCCAGGGGGAAGCCCCGGAGAGGCAUGCUGCGGCGGGCCGUGUUCUCCGACCUCCAGCGGAAGGCGCUGGAGAGAACGUUCCAGAAGCAGAAGUACAUCAGCAAACCGGACCGGAAGAAACUCGCCGGGAAACUGGGCCUCAAAGAUUCGCAGGUGAAGAUCUGGUUUCAGAACCGCAGGAUGAAGUGGAGGAACUCCAAGGAGCGGGAGCUGCUGUCCACGGGCGGCUGCCGGCAGCAGACCCUCCCCACCAAGACCAACCCGCACCCGGACCUCACCGACGUGGGCAGCGGCCACGGGCCGGACAGGCCGGCGCCCGCUGGCCGAGAGCAGCUGGACAACCAGCAGUCACAUCUUCACCACCACCACCAUCAUCACCAUCGUCGUCGUCAUCAUCAUCAUCAUCACAAUGCUUCGUCUCCGUCAGACUCCAGCAAACAGUCGGAGCUGUCGGAGUCCGACGGCGAAGAGAUCACCGUUUCCUAAGAGUUCGGUCGAAGAUUAAAACUGUGAAGAGAAACUGUCGACGCAGAAGAAAAAACAUGUCUUUCGUUCAAAGCUGGUGAGAGGAAGUGAAUUCCAGCUGUUACACCUCGUGCCAUGUUCCUGUACAGUGUCUUUAUAUCACAUUUCUAUGUGCCUCAGUGUAUCUAUAUAUAAAUAUACAGUAAAUAAGGUUUUAGAUUUUAAUAUUUGUAGAUUGAAAUUUUUUAACAAAUUGUUCUUUCCGUGUAUAUUUGUAACAUUUAUAUUUUCUCAAAUAAAUCUUACAAAAGUGUCAAGUGGUGUCGACGUUCAGUGUCUCACUGAUCUUAAAGAUACUGAAGCGUUAGAAUUAUAUACUAUAUUUACAUUUUACGUCAAAUAAAUUACGUUCAUUUUCUUCAUUCAA
Scophthalmus maximus (turbot) is the source of this 1583-nucleotide messenger RNA. Its product is annotated as homeobox protein DBX1-B-like. The transcript is spliced from 4 exons. Gene Ontology annotation, molecular function: DNA binding; DNA-binding transcription factor activity, RNA polymerase II-specific. The coding region runs from base 269 to 1177 and encodes 302 amino acids. Gene Ontology annotation, biological process: regulation of transcription by RNA polymerase II; cell differentiation in spinal cord. Lineage: Eukaryota; Metazoa; Chordata; Actinopteri; Pleuronectiformes; Scophthalmidae. The record is from RefSeq and is a predicted model, not a curated record.